ACUCGGGUCCGGGCGGAGGAGGAGGUGUCGGGAGGCGGCGGCGGAAAAUGGCGCUGACUCAGGGGACCAAGCGGAAAGUCUGCUACUACUACGACGGGGACAUUGGAAACUAUUAUUAUGGUCAAGGUCACCCUAUGAAGCCGCAUAGGAUCAGGAUGACUCAUAACCUUCUUCUGAACUAUGGCCUUUACAGAAAAAUGGAAAUCUAUCGACCCUACAAAGCUAGUGCUGAAGAAAUGACCAAAUACCACAGCGAUGACUACAUCAAAUUUCUGCGGUCGAUUCGCCCAGAUAACAUGUCCGAAUACAGCAAGCAGAUGCAGCGAUUCAACGUUGGAGAAGAUUGCCCUGUGUUUGAUGGCUUGUUCGAGUUUUGUCAGCUUUCUACAGGAGGCUCUGUUGCCAGUGCAGUGAAGCUGAACAAGCAGCAGACGGACAUUGCUGUGAACUGGGCAGGAGGUUUGCACCACGCCAAGAAGUCAGAGGCCUCAGGCUUCUGUUACGUCAAUGACAUCGUUCUGGCCAUCUUGGAGUUGCUAAAGUACCAUCAGAGAGUGUUGUAUGUUGACAUAGACAUUCACCACGGCGAUGGUGUGGAGGAGGCCUUCUACACCACAGACCGCGUCAUGACAGCCUCAUUUCAUAAGUAUGGCGAAUACUUCCCAGGAACAGGGGACCUCCGGGACAUUGGUGCAGGCAAAGGAAAGUAUUAUGCAGUCAAUUACCCUCUCCGGGACGGGAUCGAUGACGAGUCGUAUGAAGCCAUUUUCAAGCCGGUGAUGUCUAAAGUGAUGGAGACGUUCCAGCCUAGUGCUGUUGCACUGCAGUGUGGCUCAGACUCUUUGUCAGGGGACAGGUUGGGUUGUUUUAAUCUGACCAUUAAAGGUCACGCCAAGUGUGUGGAAUUCAUCAAAAGCUUUAACUUGCCCAUGCUGAUGCUUGGAGGGGGUGGCUACACAAUCCGCAACGUGGCCAGGUGCUGGACGUAUGAGACAGCUGUUGCAUUGAACACAGAGAUCCCAAAUGAGCUUCCAUACAAUGAUUACUUUGAAUACUUUGGACCAGACUUCAAGCUCCACAUCAGUCCCUCCAACAUGACUAACCAAAACACCAAUGAAUAUUUGGAGAAGAUUAAGCAACGUCUCUUUGAGAACCUGCGGAUGCUUCCUCAUGCUCCCGGGGUCCAGAUGCAGCCAAUCCCGGAGGAUGCUGUGCCAGAGGACAGUGGAGAUGAAGAUGAAGAAGAUCCCGACAAGCGCAUUUCCAUCCGCUCAUCAGACAAGAGAAUAGCUUGUGACGAGGAAUUCUCAGACUCUGAGGAUGAAGGGGAAGGCGGACGCAAAAACGUUGCCAAUUUCAAGAAGGCUAAACGGGCAAAAACAGAAGAAGAGGAGAAAGAGGAGGAGAAGGAGAAGAAAGGUGUGGUAAAAGAGGAAGAGAAGGCAAAAGAGGACACAGCGGAGCCCAAAGGCAUAAAGGAGGAGACAAAAUCGACCUAAGAAGCUGGCAGCUGGGUCACCCCCUCAGCCCUCAGUGCCCCGGCUUGAUCUUUCUGGUACCUUCUCAUUCCACAAGAUUUGUAUUUUAUACGUUUCUGUAGAUAUUUCUAUAUAAAUAUAUUGGGGACUUGAGACCCAGCUGAACUUCCUUCCUGCCUUUCCCUGGGUGAGCUGCGGGGAGGAUUCUGCUCAGGCCAAAGUCCUGCUUGGCCUCAGAUGCUGUCUGAGAGGUGCACCUCUUCUCACGUUCCUGCUGCUGCCUCAUUGGGGACGUGUGUGUUCUUUCUUUUUUUAAAGUGUCACCCUUUCCCUGGCACUUCCUCUUCUCUUGAAACAAUGACUUCCCCCUAGAGAACUGUAUACUCUGGGGGUUUGGUUUUGUCUUUUUCUUUUCCUUAAAUAGUUUUUUUGAGGUAUGGAUACAGCCAUAAAACUUUGGGAAAGUUGUGGGAGCUUGGUGUUCCGAACAGUCUCACCCCCAGAAGAGUCCCACCCUGUUCCAGGUAACCACAAAUUGAUGCUGCUUCUUGGCAUCCCAAAGCACAAUUGAGGAGUGGACGAUCUCCCUACAGUCAGUUUUGGGGAGAUAAUCCUUAGCGAUGUUCUGAUGAACGCGUGAGGGGGAAGUGUUAGUGGGGGCGCUUGUCCAUGUGAAAUCUCUGAUCUACUUCUCUUCAUAUUCUAGGUAGGAAUGUGCUUUUUCUCCAUAGAGGGGAGCACUGGAGCAAACGCAGAUCUAUUCAGUAUCAGCGCCGCGCAGUGCGAGUUUUGCCUACACAGCUCCCUUUUUAAAUCCUCUCCAGUCCCUUGCAGCCUUUCCCUCAGCAUCAGCUCAAGAGCCCUUAGCUGGUGUGUGCAGCAAAAUGGCCAAUGAGAGACAUCACUUCAGAAGUGCAUCUUUGUAAAAGGCCUGUUAAAUAUUGCUGUUUUGUUUUAUGCUUUUAAAAAAAGGGUUCAAGGAACAGUUUUGACUGCAUGUGCUGGCAAGCAGGGUGGAGUUUUUCAGUGGGGGGACAUGGAGUUGGAGAGGUCGGUCCUGGCGAUGCUGCUAAUUUAGCCAUGUCACUCUUGGGGAGGGGAAAGCUUUUUAUUUUUUUAAGCCUCUGGUUUAGCUGUUUUUUAGUCUCCAUGCGAGUUCCGUGCAGCUCUUCCUGCUCUUUGAUACUUGUAUUGGUGAAAUUUAAAGAUCAUUGUAUUUGUGAGUUUGGGGGGUGAGUAAGGGAAGAUAUAUAUAUUGUUUUUUUAAAAAAAGAUAAGUUUUUAUUUUCAUUUUUUUGGAGAAAGAAAAACAAAAUCUUUGUAAUAAAAUUGCUCCAUUUCUGUGUU
Molecule: messenger RNA, 2825 nt
Organism: Elgaria multicarinata webbii
Lineage: Eukaryota; Metazoa; Chordata; Lepidosauria; Squamata; Anguidae
Gene: HDAC1
Product: histone deacetylase 1
Exons: 14
Coding region: 48-1499 (483 amino acids)
Biological process (GO): negative regulation of transcription by RNA polymerase II
Cellular component (GO): nucleus; NuRD complex
Molecular function (GO): histone deacetylase activity
Source: RefSeq, a predicted model, not a curated record